This is a messenger RNA of Striga asiatica, 633 nucleotides long. NCBI's taxonomy places the organism in Eukaryota, Viridiplantae, Streptophyta, Magnoliopsida, Lamiales, Orobanchaceae. The record is from the annotation of a GenBank genome assembly.
AUGGGGCCUAAGAGAGUGAGUGAAAUCACCCAACAACAUAACCAAAUUGAUGUGUGUCCAGUUCUUAUAGAAGAAGAAGAGGGCACAAAUAAAUGCACUGAAGUGGGGGAGAAUAAUGAGAAAAAUACUAGUGAGGAUGGUCCAGGUGUGGGUAAGAAGGGUCUUAAACCUUUCACCAGAAAACCUAGAAAAGGGGUGGCUAUGAUGAACGAUAAUAUGAACUUAGACACUCCUGUAGAAGUCCAUGUCUCCAUUGGUGCUAUCUACUUCCCUGAUGCUAAGGUAAAAUUGGGAGGAUUGGCUAUCAACAAUGGCUCUAUACACAAGCAAUGGUGGAAUGAACAGUGUACAACAGCAAGUAGGGAGGGAGCACUUUUAUCAGGUAUUAGAUGGAGCUUGGAGCAGGGGAUGCACUUGGGAAGGACUCAAAUCACAUGCAAAGUUCCUGAUAAAAUGGUAGCUGACAGAUUAACUAAAGGUUCAAGUUUUCCUUCUGAUGUUGCUGUCAUUGUGAAUGACAUUUUGUAUUUAGUUAGGCAAUUUGUAUCUUGUACUUCUGUUGCUGAUAUUAAUGCUUGUAAUCUAGUUUGGAGUGAGGCCAAUGUGGUCGAUGAGGAGACAUUACUUAUGUGA